This is a messenger RNA of Drosophila gunungcola (fruit fly), 1870 nucleotides long. It is a transcript of the gene Six4, whose product is annotated as homeobox protein SIX6. Lineage: Eukaryota; Metazoa; Arthropoda; Insecta; Diptera; Drosophilidae. Gene Ontology annotation, cellular component: nucleus; transcription regulator complex. The transcript is spliced from 4 exons. Gene Ontology annotation, molecular function: DNA-binding transcription factor activity, RNA polymerase II-specific; RNA polymerase II cis-regulatory region sequence-specific DNA binding. The coding region runs from base 465 to 1646 and encodes 393 amino acids. The record is from RefSeq and is a predicted model, not a curated record. Gene Ontology annotation, biological process: regulation of transcription by RNA polymerase II.
AUAAAUUUGUGUGCAAAGAAAUUAAAAGGAUACCAAGUAAAAAAAGAUAAACUAAUAAAUAUCCGUAAAAACAGUUAAAAAUUCAUAAGAAAUCAGUAAAAAAAAAAAUUUCAAUAAACUUAUGUUUUUUAAUUUGAAACACAGUAAUCAGCCACAAACUUGCUAAAAAAAUUGAAAUUAGCUCAGUGAUAUACAAACAAAUUAAAGUGAUAAAAAUAUGUUCAUUGUUAAAACAAUUUGAUUUUAUCCGCGUUAAAAAAAAAACAAAAAACACAAAGCACAAAUAUUUAAGAGUCAAUUGAACAUUUUAUAACACAUAUCAACAAAUAGCAACCACUAAGUUAAGGGAUAAGCUAAAAUGAAUUGAAAUUAAGAAGAUUGUGAUACAACCACAAACCUUCCAUAAUAUUAAACUAUAACAAAUCAAACGUAAUCGGAACUUGGUUCAGCAAAAUUGCUGCAUAAUGUUUGACAAGAACAUGGAUGGCAACAAUUUAUCGGUCUCCAUUGGCGGCGACUUGGACUCCACAAGUUCCGGCGGCACUUCCUCGGACCACUCGGCUGUCCAACAGGAUAAUCUUAGUUCGCCGAUGGCCUACGGAUCACUAUUCCUUCCCAAUGCUGGUUAUCGAGGAAACCUGUCGUGCAAAACAGUUCUUCAAUUAGAUAAAUUUGCACCCUAUGAGGGGGCGGAAAAGGAUCAUCUGCUGGAGCGACGUUUCCAGGAUAUAACCAACGACUAUGAUAAGUCGCCGCCGCCCACCGCCUCGACCACGCCCACCCACUAUCCCAGCCUGAAUAGCAUAAUAUUCGAGAACGGCAGUGGGCCAAAUCUGGGGGAUCUCAAUGGGAACACGAAGACGGAUUCCCUAUGCGGCUUGCAGAGGAGUGCCAGUGGAUUGGGCGGUAAUCCUGGGAGUGGUGGUGGUCACCUCAUCUCCAAUCUCACGUCCGCCCACAAUAUGUCCGCAGUAGGCAGCUUUCCCAUCGAUGCCAAAAUGCUGCAAUUCUCCACGGAUCAGAUCCAGUGCAUGUGCGAGGCCCUGCAACAGAAGGGCGACAUCGAGAAGCUGACCACGUUCCUCUGCAGCCUGCCACCCAGCGAAUUCUUCAAGACCAACGAGAGUGUCCUGCGGGCCCGUGCCAUGGUGGCCUACAAUCUGGGCCAGUUCCACGAGCUGUACAAUUUGCUGGAGGCGCACUGCUUCUCGAUCAAAUACCACGUAGAUCUGCAGAACCUCUGGUUCAAGGCCCACUACAAGGAGGCCGAGAAGGUGCGCGGUCGUCCACUCGGUGCGGUGGACAAGUACCGCCUGCGGAAAAAGUAUCCGCUUCCCAAGACGAUCUGGGAUGGCGAGGAGACGGUGUACUGCUUCAAGGAGAAGUCGCGGAACGCCCUCAAGGACUGCUACCUCACCAAUCGCUAUCCCACGCCCGACGAGAAGAAGACGCUGGCCAAGAAGACCGGCCUCACGCUCACCCAGGUCUCCAACUGGUUCAAGAACCGUCGCCAAAGGGACCGCACGCCCCAGCAGAGACCUGACAUUAUGUCGGUGCUGCCUGUGGGCCAAUUGGAUGGAAACGGCUUCCCGCGCAUGUUCAAUGCUCCCAGCUAUUAUCCCGAAACGAUUUUCAAUGGGCAAUAAACCUCGAUCCAGGCGAGGCUGUUUUUUUGUGUAAAUAAAGCGUAUUGCGUUUUUAAGUUAGGACAAAAGCAAAUGAAUAAAUGGUCAUCUAAUGGCACUUCUUCGUUAGCUUUAGAAUAAAUUGAUUUUUGCUUUAUGUAUUGUACAAUAAUAAUAAUAAACAAGUGGCAGUAGAUCAAAAAUUCAACAUACUAUGUUUCUGCUAAUUUUAUUUCAGAAGAGUA